AUGAUCACCUUCAUCUCCGGGAAAUUCCCGAGCACCAAGCACGGGCAGAUCUCAUCGCCCAAGAGGCUGUGCUGCAGCACGCUGGAAGGCCAGCACCAACACAUGCACGCACAGCACACCACUCUCGGGCACCACACCGUGACGCACGGCGCUUCGAUGGCCACCACCAGACACUACCACGACCUCCUGGGGCUGGCGCGCGGUGCCACGCAGGAGGCGAUAAGGAGGCAGUACCGGCGCCUCGCCCUCGCCGCCCACCCAGACAAGAACCCGCACGACGUGGCGGCGGCCACGGCAAGGUUCCAGCAGCUGCAGCUGGCGGUGCAGACUCUCUGCGACACCGACUCAAGGGCCGCCACCACGACGGUGGCCCUCACCUACACGGACGUGGCGGCAAGGGCCAAGGAGGAACAAGGGGAGAAGAGGAAGGUGGAGAAGGAGGAGGAGCAGGAGAGUGGAGCUGAUGUGCAGCUGACGGGCACAGCGGGGAACGCGUACAAGUGUGCCGAGCACUUCAUCUACCUCAUCUCCUGCGAGGAGUGCCACAGCGGCAUGACUCGCGAGGAGUGGCGGCGGCGCUACCGGGAGCUGCGGGAGCAUAGAGAGGAGCGGCUUGCCGAGCGGCGGGAACGAGUGCGGCAGCUCAACGCCGACAGGAUCGAGGCCGAGGAGCUUCCCCCGCGGCCUCGCAAGAUCAGGUUCAACCUGAAGGACGUCCCCAAACCCGUCAAGGACCGGGAGUUCCUGUACCGCCUCUACCAGCCCGAGGAAGUCGGCAUGGUGCAGCAGUGGCGCAGCCGCCUCGCCGAGCUCAACAACAACGAGGCGGCUUGGCGGCAGGAGCUGGACGCCCUGGCGGCCAGGCGAGGCUGGCGGGCCGAGGGCCUCGAGUACACGGAGCGGAGCUGUGACACUGUGUCCCAGUUCGUCCACGUCG
Messenger RNA from Eriocheir sinensis (Chinese mitten crab), 937 nucleotides. Its product is annotated as dnaJ homolog subfamily C member 17-like. Gene Ontology annotation, biological process: spliceosomal complex disassembly. The annotation marks the transcript as partial. Gene Ontology annotation, cellular component: spliceosomal complex. NCBI's taxonomy places the organism in Eukaryota, Metazoa, Arthropoda, Malacostraca, Decapoda, Varunidae. The transcript is spliced from 4 exons. The record is from RefSeq and is a predicted model, not a curated record.